UAGACACCGCCCCUCUGUGACAGACUGGAAAGGUGUGUGUCCGGACGGUGACUCACAGUUUCACUAGUGUGUGUGUAGACUUUGUAAAAUCCUCUUUCCACGCACCAGCCUGCGGUGACAUUCGCGUACAUGUGUCCCCUCGGUGGGUGUACGUGACGGGACUGUGUCAGAGCUCCAAACCCUCCAGUUCCAAUGUCGUUCUGUCCCGUGUUAAGGAUAUGGCUGCUUCUCCUGGGAGGGCUCGCGCUGCCAGGGGUGCGACACGUCAGUGGAAUCGAUAUUUUCACACCAGGUGAGAUGGAAGCAGUCAAUGGGACGGAUGUGAGGCUGAAGUGCACUUUUAGCUCAACCCACCCAGUAUCACUGCAGACCGUCGUCGUGUCCUGGAACUUCCGUCCUCUGCAACCAGGCCCUGAUGAGUCGGUAUUUUACUACGACAAGGAACCGUUUCCUCCCGAUGAAGGGCGUUUUAAAGGCCAUGUAGUGUGGUCAGGAGACGUUUUGAGAAAAGAUGUCUCCAUAACCUUGCAGGACGUACCUCCAACCUUCAAUGGUACCUACAUCUGCCAAGUUCGCAAUCGUCCAGAUGUGCAUGGCAGUAAUGGAGAGAUCGUCCUCAAAGUCGUCGACAAAGUGUCCCUCUCUGAAAUCAGUAUCCUGGCGAUUGCCGUGGGAGGAGCCAUCGUCGCUAUCCUGAUCAUCCUCGGGAUCUUUGUGGCAGUCAAGGUGUGCAGGAAUCGGCACAGAGACAAUGAUGUUGAGAUGCACUCGAGGGAGCAGGAGUGGAGGGACCCGACUGUGUGUAAACCUGAAGAGGCGGUUCAUCUGACUAUCGAGACGAAGAAGAAAGAGGUUGAUAGUUCAGAUGAUGAAGAGUCUGAAGCCAGCAGUGGAGAUGACGAAGAGGAAGAGGGUGAAGAUGAUGAUGACGACGAUGAUGAUGAUGACGAUGAUGGCGGAGAUGAUGAUUGAGUCCAACUACUAGCCUUUUUGGUAUAGUCACUAGUUAAUAAAUGUUAAGAUGUAAUUUAUGAUGCAGUGUUUUUCAGAAUCCAGUUGUUUCUCACUAACAGCACCACAGAAAUAUUAAGUUCUGUGCUUGUAUAGUUUUGUCAUGUUCUGGAGAUGACUUUGCCUUUUCAUGCUUAUUGAAUGGAUUUCUACAUCAUGGCUGCUUGAACUGUGUAGCCUCAGAUCAAAUUCAACCUGUAGAAGACCAUGGACAUUUUAACUUGUGACUAAUUAGUGACACCACGGCACACUAGUGCGUAUAGUGUUUAUCUUUCCUCUUAUGUUUCAGCUGAUAUUAAAUGUUUCAGUCGAAAAAUAAUCUUAAAUCUGUGUCAUAGCCUGUCUUGAUGCAGAAUGUUUGGAUAAAGUUAGAAAUUAAAUGGAUAAAAUGGAUGCUGUCAUUUACCUUUUGCGAGUGAUAAAGCAAAGUGUUUACUAUAUUGGCAACAUUACACAAGUGAUUUUAUACUAUGAUUUUUGUAUAUACUGUUAAUAAGCCGAGUUUACACUUUUUAAAUCAAGACCUUGUUGUCAUCUGCCUUUUUACAGCCACUUUGAAAUAAAGAACAGUUUUUAAAAACACUGUAAUCUU
This is a messenger RNA of Sphaeramia orbicularis (orbiculate cardinalfish), 1603 nucleotides long. It is a transcript of the gene mpzl2b, whose product is annotated as myelin protein zero-like 2b. The transcript has 5 exons. The record is from RefSeq and is a predicted model, not a curated record. Bases 193 to 972 code for a protein of 259 amino acids. Gene Ontology annotation, biological process: cell-cell adhesion. Gene Ontology annotation, cellular component: plasma membrane. NCBI's taxonomy places the organism in Eukaryota, Metazoa, Chordata, Actinopteri, Kurtiformes, Apogonidae.